CGAAGCGAGCGCUAAGUUGUCUCCGAUCGCAGCCCCGUGUUACAUUGAAAUCUUUGAUACAUUUGUUUCAGCCGACAUGAAGUGGAUCGAAGACCGAGGUUCCAAGUGGAAACUAUUUAGGACUUUUGGAGCCUUCGGAAUGGAAAAGUUGUGAGACGGGGGCGUUUGGGGACACUGGGCAUCGAAUUGAAGGCAACAAGAAAAUGGGAAUAUAGAAUCAGAAAAUGUUGGAAACACUUAGCGUGACAGGCAGCAUCUACAGAUAGAGAAGCAAGGUAGACCUUCAGCUCAAUAACCUUUGGUUCGAACUGCGAUAUUGAGACAAACUUUCCAAGCAUUCAGAGAGACUGAUGAGCCGGGCAACUUAGUAAAGUUUGAUUCCCGUUCAGAGAGAAGAUGGUGCAGAAAUAUCAGUCUCCAGUGCGGGUCUACAAGUACACAUUUGAAAUGGUGAUGGCGGCUUAUGAGAAGAGAUUCCCGACGUGUCCAUUGAUCCCAGUUUUCCUGGGUAGUGAGAAACUCAGUGAGUACAAGAGUGAAGACGAAUCACUACACAUUGUGGAGAGAAGCUGCAAGCUUAAUGUGGAUGCACCAAGGCUAUUGAAGAAGAUGGCAGGAGUGGAAUAUGUCUCCUUCAUACAGAAGAACACAGUGAACUGGAAGGAGCGCACCCUACUGAUCGAAGCACACAAUGAGACAUUUUCUAACAGGGUCAUUGUUAAUGAGAUCUGCAGUUACAGGGCUCACCCUGACAAUGAGGAAUGGACUUGCUUUGAGCAGUCUGCAUCACUGGACAUCAGAUCUUUCUUUGGGUUUGAAAGUACAGUGGAAAAGAUUGCAAUGAGACAGUACACUGCCAACAUCAAAAGGGGUAAGGAAGUUAUUGAACACUACCUGAAUGAGCUGACCACACAGGGUAUCAAACACAUUCCCCGCUGGACUCCUCGUGCGACAGUUGCUACAACAGAAACAAUGCCAGAGAACAGCCGACCAGCAAUAGCACCAUUGCCAGAUCUCAGGGUGGAGUCAUCGGAGCUCCUGGCACAUAGCAGUACCAAAGAACCAUUGACCAACUUGUGUGGGCAGGAAACAUUGCCCACAACAUCAGAUGCUGACAAACUCGAUGCUGAUUACAUUGAACGGUACCUGGGGCAAUUGACCCCCAUGCAAGAGAGCUGCCUGAUCCAGCUUCGACAGUGGCUCCAAGAAACACACAAGGGCAAGAUUCCCAAAGAUGAACACAUUUUGCGUUUCCUGCGGGCUCGGGAUUUCAAUAUCGAAAAAGCGCGAGAGAUCUUGUGUCAAUCACUUACCUGGCGCAAACAAUACCAGGUGGAUUACAUUCUCCAGGUGUGGAGACCACCACAGGUGCUGGUCGACUAUUAUACAGGAGGCUGGCAUUAUCACGACAAAGAUGGCCGGCCAUUGUACAUCCUGCGGCUGGGACAGAUGGACACAAAGGGGUUGCUGAAAGCCGUGGGGGAGGAGGCCAUUCUACGACACGUUCUGUCAAUUAAUGAAGAUGGGCAGAAGAGAUGUGAAGAGAAUACCAAAGUCUUUGGUCGCCCAAUCACAUCAUGGACCUGCCUGGUUGACCUGGAAGGACUGAACAUGAGGCACCUGUGGCGGCCUGGAGUGAAAGCAUUGCUGAGGAUCAUUGAAGUGGUGGAAGCAAACUACCCAGAGACACUAGGCCGGCUGCUGAUUCUCCGAGCACCUCGGGUCUUCCCUGUCCUCUGGACACUGGUCAAUCCAUUCAUCAAUGAAAACACACGUCAGAAAUUCCUCAUCUACAGCGGCAACAACUAUCAGGGCACAGGAGGGCUUAUCGACUACAUUGACAAAGAAAUUGUUCCUGAUUUCCUGGGUGGAGACUGCCUGUGUAAUAUCCCAGAAGGAGGAAUGGUUCCCAAGUCUUUGUACCAGACAGAGGAAAUGUUAGAAAACGCAGAUCAAAUCAAACUCUGGACUGAAACCAUUUAUCAGUCAGCCACUGUCGUCAAAGGAGCCCCACAUGAGAAGUUGAUUGAGAUCCUUGAGGCCUCAUCUGUCAUCACCUGGGACUUUGACAUUCUCAAGGGUGAUGUGGUUUUUAACAUCUUCCAUUCCAAGCGGGCUCCUCAAAUCAUUCGCAAGGAUUCAGCAAGCCCACUGGUUCCCCUCCCUAGUGGAAAUAAUGUGCAACUGAUUGAGAAGAGUUGGGUUCUGGGUGUGGACUACAGCUCAGUGGAAACACCACUCAUCUGCCGAGAAGGAGAGAGUGUCCAGGGUUCACAUGUGACACGCUGGCCCGGAUUCUACAUCUUGCAGUGGAAAAUGCAUAGCCCCUGGUCGGGCUCCUCAAACCUCCCUCGCGUUGAUGAUGUAUUGGCUUCUUUACAAGUUUCCUCCCACAAGUGCAAAAUCAUGUUUUACACAGAGGUGCUGGCGUCAGAAGAUUUCAGGGGAUCCAUGACGAGCCUGGAGUCCUGUCACAGUGGAUUCUCGCAGCUCAGUGCUGGCACCACCUCCUCCAGCCAGUCUCAAAGCAGCUCACAUAUUUCCAGAUAGGAAGUUCUUGGUCUGCAAUGUAUUUGUCAAAAAACACUGAACCAAAAAGCUGUAGCUGCCUCAGGACCAGGUGCAAUGAUAGCUGGUCCAUCAUUUUGGGUGCUGGUUACCCGGGUCCUUCACUCAUCUCACUUUAGUGCAAUAAUAGCACCGAGUACAAUGCAACAUUUCAAAGUUCAAUGUACACUGUACUGUGCAGGGAAGACAUGUUUCACUAGUUUGCUCUCCCUAGGCUGUGUAUUGAAUGCACAGCAUUGAACAUUGUCUUCCAGAGAGCAGGGACAAUGAGGAAAAGGUGCCUUAUGCUUUGUCUUCCUUGGCCUAUCAGCAGAUGAUCCAUGACAUCCUUCAACUUAGUUCAAUUUAACUCCUUGAGCAAAACCUCAGCAUAUCUAACCAUACAAUUUAAUUUUGCACAUUGUCCAGAACAGAAGCCAUUUACAUUCAUUCCUGCAGGCUGGGAAUCACAAUGUACUUGAUUGUCUAAAUCUACAGUGAGCAAUCAUUCCUAUCCUAAUAAUAUUCACCCUGCUUUCAUUGUAGGAUUUUUCUUCUAAUUCAGAGAUUAACUGGAGCAAAUUAAUUUUAUCCUUCUGGGUUCACUGUUCAUACUGAAUAACCUGCAUACAUCCUUAUUACCUACUACUUCCGAUAUCUUAGACAUUACUCCUGAGGUCUCAUACUGCCUAACUUAAUUCUCUGGUGAAACCUGUUGAAUUCCAAAAUCCAGGGGUUGUCCAGACUUCUUUUCCCUGAACCCUCCCCACCAUACCAAAACACUUGUGCUGGUCAUGUCUGUCACAUAAUACUUCACAGGUAUUUUCUUAGAUGGUAUAAAGUUAGGAUAGUAAAUUCCCAAAUGCAUGUGAUGCCUUUAUUAUAUCAAUGAUAUCAACUGAGAGUACUGUGUAUGGUUUUGGUUUUCUUCCAUUAGCGGGAAAUAUACUUACAUUGAAAGUAGUUCUGAGAACAUCCAUCAAACUAAUUCCUGAGAUGAUGGCGUUUUCUUGCAAAGAGAGGUUGAGCAGGUUUGCCCUAUACUCAUUGCAGUUCAGAAGAAUGAGAGGGUCUUAUUGAAACUUGGAAGAUUCUGAACAAAAAUGAGGGUAAAUUCUAAGAGCUUGUUUUGCCCUCAUGGGGAAUCCAAAACCAGGGUUUAAAAAUGGAGAUGAGGAUUUGCUUUCCCUCUUGGGUCAUUAAUGUUUGUAAUUCUUUUCAAAAGAAAGCUGUAAAAGCUGAAUAAUUGAAUAUCUUCAAUAUCUGAGUGAGGUAGUCUAUUAUUGAAUGAAGUGUUAUAAGGGUGGGAGGGGAGAUAGGAAGUAGAGAAAAGGCCACAGAUAAAAUCAAUCAUAACCUUAUUAAAUGGUGGAGCAGGCUAGAUGGAUUGAAUGGCCUACCCCUGCUUCUAUUUCAUUGUAGGGAGGGAGCUGAUGAUGCCCAGACACCUUAUACCCUCAUGUUUGAUUUACAAUUAGAUAAGCUUUGAAAAUCCACAAAAGGAUCUGAAGUCUGAACAUGGAUCACAUUAAACUACUUAACUGAAGUCUGACCCACUGAGAACAAUUAUACCAGCAGAGUAUUCUACUUUGAGAGAAGUUAUGUUUGAUUGAAGUCACGUUACCAGGAGCAUUAAUGAAGGGAGGAGAUUGGUAGGGAAGAGGUGAAUUCCUUUAGGUUUUUUAACCCUUAAGUUUAGAUCUCCAUUAAGGAUUUCUGAAUCUUGACCAUCCUCCUUCAGCCAUGGCUGGUUGGCCUCUUGCUUCAUGGACAGAACAAUUUGGUUCCAUGUUAGCUGCUGUAGCACUUGGAACAAUCCCACCAAAGUUUCCAUGUUAUGAUCACUUAGUUGCCUCACCUUUAUUAUGACAUGUCCAAGACCAAGCUUUGCAGCUACUGUUCUUUAGCAGGUUAAUGAUCACACCUCAGUCAGGUCUGAUGGUCAUAAAUUUAUCAUUGUGAAUUCUCAUAAAAAUGAGAAACAGUACUGUUGUGAUAAUUUUGGACUGCUUUAAUGUCUUCUCUUGGUUUACUGAAGAAUCUCCACUUCAAGGGCUUUCAAUUGCAGAAACCAGCAGUAAUUCCUGUUCAACAUUUACCAGUGUUAAUAAAUGCACAAUAUCAGCCUGCCUUACAAAGGAGGGGUGUCUAACCAUGAACGCUUGAAUCCAGAUCUGUUCAACCUAUCAGCAAAAUGAAAACUCUGCAAAUUACUGGGAAGUGGUUCAAACUUCAGGUGACUCCCAGCUGCCCGCAUAAGAUUCCUUAGACACUUUGGCGAUCAAGUGAUUCUUGGUCCUUGCACUCUUUACAUGUAAGCCUGGUGUACAUACUGGAACAGAAGUCUCUUGUAAACUGAUUUUUGUGUGCAUGUUUUCUAUGUAGUUACCUGAUGUUAGAAUUAACAAAUUUAAAUUUUGGGGGCUAAUGCUUGAAACUUUAAUUGUAAAAUAACUGAAGGUUUUAAUUA
Rhincodon typus (whale shark) is the source of this 5017-nucleotide messenger RNA. RefSeq names its product SEC14-like protein 5. The transcript is spliced from 16 exons. Bases 397 to 2550 code for a protein of 717 amino acids. The record is from RefSeq and is a predicted model, not a curated record. NCBI's taxonomy places the organism in Eukaryota, Metazoa, Chordata, Chondrichthyes, Orectolobiformes, Rhincodontidae. Gene Ontology annotation, cellular component: cytoplasm.